Messenger RNA from Musa acuminata AAA Group (dessert banana), 2285 nucleotides. RefSeq lists its product as uncharacterized. Gene Ontology annotation, cellular component: membrane. The transcript has 8 exons. Gene Ontology annotation, molecular function: metalloendopeptidase activity. The record is from RefSeq and is a predicted model, not a curated record. Gene Ontology annotation, biological process: CAAX-box protein processing. NCBI's taxonomy places the organism in Eukaryota, Viridiplantae, Streptophyta, Magnoliopsida, Zingiberales, Musaceae. The coding region runs from base 1266 to 2174 and encodes 302 amino acids.
ACAUCUGUGCUUAACAUCGACUAAGUUCUUCAUGUGUAAUGUUUCUUGCUGAUAUUUCUGAUUCCAUUUAUAUAUUUAUAAUCUUGUGAUUCUUCAAUGUGAAUGAAUGUGAUUUCUGGUGGGCUUUUAGUUAAGUUGCUUCUUCCUUUUUCUUUGGUACGUGAAUUGUUCUUCCUCCAGCUUUCUCCAAAUACAAACCUACGCAUCGAUCGCAAGGCAAGUUCAUCAAAUCCUACGAGUCUCUGAAUCGUCCCCUUCUGCUGCAGAUUGUUUCGUUCUACCAACAGCAGGUGGGAUGUGAAUCAAUCGAGAAAGAAGGGGUAUUCUGUUAAAAUCGUAUGGGAAAAGGGGCCUUUAGCGAAAAAUGGAAAUAAUAAUCUUGAAAAUAAAGAGAGAAUUUCUCGGAUUAUAUAAAAGGAGGAGGAGUUUAGUGUAAAAGGUUGGAAAAAAAUCCGUCUUUUUGUGGUCAGAAACAGUCCGAAGGUCACACCAUCGCCGGCAGUAUAUUCGUUUCCUCCUUCGAUCGCCACUGCGACUCCGGUAUCUGCCCCUGCGGGCGCGUCGAAUCUUGAGUUCUUCUCGCGUGACUGUUAAUUUGCUUCGACUGUGAUAGGAAAAAGAAGACUGGCGGAGGAUGGGCGCUGUUACCAUGGUGAUGCUAUGUGAGACGGCUUGUGCGACUGGCCAUCAUCACUCUCUCCCCUCGCGAGAUGCAUUCGCAGGAAAAAGGAGAGGCAGUAGUAAAUUGUAGCCUGCGAAACUGCAAGGCAUUGACUGAGCUCCAUAAAGAAGCUCUUAAUGUGCCCUAGAGGCUACUUUAACUCGUGAAUGAGCUCCAUUAGAUCAUCACAGCAUCAGAUGUGUAGGAAAGAUAUCCUUUGGGUUGCUUUAUGAUCUAUCUUUUGACACUAGAUUGAUGGAGUUUAUAUUUCCUAAAUUUAGGUCUCCCAAUGGAAGCAAUGUGAUUAAUGCAUUUAAUUUUAUGGGAGAGAUCUGCUUUUUUUUUUUUUUUUUUGCAAUUUUCACAUUGUUAAGGUCUCCACAUAAUGGUAAGGUUGCUCUUAAGCGACCUGAGUAGAAUCAUUGUCCAAGCAGCCUCUCUGCUUAUGGGAAAAGGCUGUACAAAUUUCUUGCCAUACAAUUACAGUGGUGGGAAUGGAGACUCUCAAACUGUCUUUUUGUGUGUUUCACAUUGUUUCUUUGGACAAAUUUCUUGUUAUCCAGCUUCACUGUAGUCCAUUAGAGUUGGCACUUUGCUUCUCUUUAUGGCAGAGAAUAAUUGGCCAGGUCUGCUAGAUAGGAAGUGUGGACGUAGUUGCUCUCCGGCAAGAGAACUUUUUCCUGCUAAUCGACAGAUUGGUUUUGGGCUGCAGUUUAAAGCCUUUGCAUCAUCAAGGAAAUCUGAGAAGAAACUGACAAAUGAUAGGAAAAUUUCCAAGACUACGCAAAGAAAAGAACUUCUUUCGAAAGACUUUAUGGACAUGUCAGAUGAAGCUACUUCAGGCAAUGAUACCGAUUUUAGUAAUCGCAUUGAAUUGGCAAACAAUAAUUUAGGUGCCGAUGGCUCAACUUCAUAUCCCACCAGAGGUCAAGUGCUUCAAGCCUGCAUUAUAACAUCUGGCUUGUUGCUUGCUCUGGGUGCAACAAUUCGACAGGCAGCCCAUGUUGCAUCUGUGGAAGGAUGGGCAGUACUUGACUCCUCUGAAGUAUCAUUUGGUUUUGAGAUGUGGCAUCUUGAAUUGAUAUUGGGACUUGUUCUCUUGAUAUCAUCUAGCCGGUACCUAUUAUUGAAGACAUGGCCAGACUUUUCACAAUCAAGUGAAGCUGCCAACCAACAGAUACUCAGUUCGCUCGAGCCUUUGGAUUACAUUCUAGUGGCAUUUUUACCUGGAAUUAGUGAGGAGUUGCUUUUCCGCGGGGCAUUAAUGCCGCUGUUUGGACUCAACUGGAGAAGUGCUUUGGCAGUAGCAGCCAUUUUUGGAGUUCUUCAUCUAGGUAGCGGCCGAAGAUAUUCUUUCGCAAUCUGGGCAACAUUUGUUGGCUUUGCUUAUGGUGCGGCAACGCUCAUCUCCUCCAGCAUCAUUGUUCCGAUGGCCUCACAUUCCUUGAACAAUCUUGUGGGUGGCCUUCUAUGGCGUCUCACAUCUAUCAACCCAAAGGAGCGAGACAAGUAACUCAUCACUACUUAUGCAUGCUUUCUGUUCGAUAGAAUGUAUACAGUGUGUAGUUUUUGAGAUGCUUGUAAGCGUUGACCACAUCAUAUAUCGAUUGCAUCGUCUUCUAAA